GCCACGGCUGCGGCGGCCAGUGGCGGAGCACGGAGGUGUCACGUGGGGCAAAGGUCGCAGCCGUGAGGGGCCGCGGAGCCGGUGGCGCUCACACCGUCGAGAGCCGUAGCCAUGUUCGGGGGUUUGGGGCGCUGCUUCGAGGAGGACCCCUUCUUCCGAGAUCCUUUUGCUGCACACCAUGAAUAUAUGCGGCAGAUGAUGAGAAGCUUUUCUGAUCCUUUUGGACGAGAUCCAUUUCUCAGUAUAACAGAUGGUAGGGAGAGAACAGUAGAUCGAAGAGCACGCCAAGACUCUCAGGUUGCUCUAAGAGGAAAUCGCAGAGCAACGAGCUGUGGCCUCAUGCCCUUUGCAGGCUUUGGUAGAGUGGAUGCAGAUUUUGGGGACCCUUUUUUUGCAAUGGACAGGAUGGUGUCAAAUAUGAGAAACAGUAUGCUGGAAAUGCAAAGAAAAUUUGAUGACCUGUCCAUCCAUCCAGACGCACACACAUUUAGCUCCUCCUCUGUGAUGACGUACUCCAAAGUAGGAGAUGAACCACCAAAAGUUUUCCAGGCUUCAUCUCAGACACGCACGGCUCCAGGAGGUGUUAAGGAGACAAGAAAAGCACUUAAGGAUUCUGAAAGUGGGCUGGAAAAAAUGGCUAUUGGUCAUCACAUUAAUGAUCGUGCUCAUGUCAUUAAAAAAUCAAAGAACAGGAAGACUGGUGAUGAAGAAAUGAACCAAGAAUUCAUCAACUUGGAUGAAAAUGAGGCCCAGACCUUUGAUGAAGAGUGGCAGAAUGAGAUUAUGAAGUUCAGGCCAUCUAGAACUAGAUGCACUUUAGAAGCUCCAAAAUACAGAAGUACUCAUCACAUACCUAAGGGAGAUGGAUUGAGAAGAGGGAAACCACUGGCAAUUGCAGAAUCCAGGGAGCCCCGAGGUUCUUUGGAGAAUCUCAGUGUGAAAGGAACACAUGUCCCCAUCAGAAGCAGCAAAAAAUAAAUUGCUUCCAUUCUCCAUUUGAAUGGAGUUUCUUCAGAGAAGAUAACGGUGCUGCAUUGCUUAUGUUUGUAAAAGUAUACACAUAUAUAUGACCAA
This is a messenger RNA of Neopsephotus bourkii (Bourke's parrot), 1074 nucleotides long. RefSeq names its product myeloid leukemia factor 1 (gene MLF1). The transcript has 8 exons. The coding region runs from base 112 to 978 and encodes 288 amino acids. NCBI's taxonomy places the organism in Eukaryota, Metazoa, Chordata, Aves, Psittaciformes, Psittacidae. The record is from RefSeq and is a predicted model, not a curated record. Gene Ontology annotation, cellular component: nucleus; cytoplasm. Gene Ontology annotation, biological process: regulation of DNA-templated transcription.